Messenger RNA from Rhipicephalus sanguineus (brown dog tick), 1325 nucleotides. RefSeq names its product headcase protein-like. Bases 74 to 1186 code for a protein of 370 amino acids. NCBI's taxonomy places the organism in Eukaryota, Metazoa, Arthropoda, Arachnida, Ixodida, Ixodidae. The record is from RefSeq and is a predicted model, not a curated record. The transcript has a single exon.
CUUGGAAAGUUUCCCGGCGACGGCAGUUGUGAGGAGCGUCCACUCGGUUGAUGCGGCCUCGUGCGGAGGGAGCAUGCCGCAGCACCGCGAAAAUCGAGUCCGGCACGCGGACGAGCACGCGGCGCAGUACCCCGCCCUUGCAGCCGCGAUGGAGUUGUGCUGCGUGCCGACGGGCUGUCACUUGGACGAGCCGAUGCGCGUGGACAGCGCCGUCAAGGUGAUCUGCAACAACGAGCAUUGCCCGCAGAGUCAGCUGAUGCACAGGGCCUGCUUCGAGGAGUGGGAGAGCGCGGUGCUGUCCUUCCUGCGCUCCACCGGGCGCGCGCGAUCUUGGAGCGAGAAGCAGCGGCUGCAGAACCUGUGGACCAAGAAAGGCUACGACUUGGCCUACAAGGCGUGCGGCUGCCGCUGCGGCAAGGGACACCUACGCAAGGACCUCGACUGGGUCCCCCCGCCGGUGGCCGAAGCCAAGAAGAAGCAGCGGCGCAGAAAGGGCAACGACAAGCCCAGCCUGAACAAGCAGCCGAGCGGCGUGCCCGUGACGCGGCUACGGAGCUCGAGCAUGUCGAGCACGGGCUCUGCCAGCCCGCCCAGCUCGUCGCCCGAGUUCCCGCCGUCACCGACGCACAAGCUGUUUUCGCGUCGCCAGGACUACUCGUCCUUCAACGCACUUCCGCGGCACAAGAUCAACGCGUACCACAUCAAGAUGGAAGACGAAGGCGACGACAUCCGCUGCUUCAUCCUGAACACGCUCAGUGCCAACAAGACGUCUCGCAUGGCCUGCAUCGUGUGCCAGGCGCCCAUGAGCGUGUUCGACCGCUACCCGCUGGUGGACGGCACGCUCUUCCUCUCGCCGCGACAGCACAGCCCGGGCUCGGUGCGCGUCGACGAGCGGUACUUGAACGCCGUGUGCAUGGGCUGCCUCGAAGGCUGGCCGCUGGCGUGUGGCGCGUGUGGCGCGCGCUGGAGCGGCCGCCACCUCAUCCUGGGCACCAUGUACGCGUACGACAUAUUCGCGGCCACUCCGUGCUGCGACGAGCGACUGCGCUGCAGCAGCUGCCGAGAACCGUUCGAGCGGUGGCCGAGCAGCUACUUCAGCGACUACAGCCACCGCGUGUGCUGCGCGCACUGCGGCGCCAAGGACUACCACUUCGUCAAACCACUCAGCACGUUCGUCAGGCUGUGAGACACGUGAUACGCACUCAUUCUGGUCAACGGUACGUACUGCGCGCGCGCCAUUUGUAAAAUGUCCUUCACUCAUUGAGCUGCUUUUUGUAUGCUUUGUUUCUCCGGAGGGCCAAUCCUCAAUAAAAUUAUGUUUGCCA